Messenger RNA from Oncorhynchus nerka (sockeye salmon), 5328 nucleotides. RefSeq names its product pyrin-like. The record is from RefSeq and is a predicted model, not a curated record. Gene Ontology annotation, cellular component: cytoplasm. NCBI's taxonomy places the organism in Eukaryota, Metazoa, Chordata, Actinopteri, Salmoniformes, Salmonidae. Gene Ontology annotation, biological process: protein ubiquitination. Bases 160 to 1509 code for a protein of 449 amino acids. Gene Ontology annotation, molecular function: ubiquitin protein ligase activity; protein binding. The transcript has 2 exons.
UUACGCUGGUACGGUAACUGACUUCAGGGUAAUACAGUAAAGUGAAACUGUCCUGGCCAGGUACUAUAGGCUAUAUAAAGUAAUCGCCUCAAGUGAUUAUCACUGAAGUGAAAGAAGAUAGUCAUACAGAAACACUACUAGACAAGCACACAAUCAGCUAUGUCGCCAAACAACAAGUGGAUAGGGAGGGGCCUGCAUGCCAGCCUGUUGUACCUGGUUUUAUUUGUGUGCCUGGUGCGCACCGCUACUCUGGACGAAGAAGAUAUUGAGAUUGAUGAUGAGGAGGAGGAAGACCUGGAGUAUGAAUACAGUAUAAAACAAGACAGACACACCUGUGGAAGCGGUCAAACUGGUCAGUAUCCAUUCUGUAAGGACAAGGAGCAGGUCAUUCACCACUACGUCGACACAAGGGAUGAGUGUGGAGAGACAGACUUCAAGAAAGUGCGGGGGGAAAUGCAGCUGAUGAUCCAGGACCGACGAAAGAAGAUGAAGGAGAUCGUACACUCUGCAAAACUCAUCGAGAAAAAUGUGGAGAGGGAGAAAGAGGACACUUUGCUGUUCCUGACUGAAGUGACACGGCUCAUUCAGAAGACCUAUGUAGAUGUCAUUGAGGAGAUCGAAAAGAAGCAGAAAGCAUCAACAACCAUGGCUAUAGAGCACAUUCUAGAGCUAACACAGGAAAUCUCUAAACUACAGGAGAGAAGCUCUGAACUGGAGCGGCUCUCACACAUUGAGGACCACCUUCACCUUCUCCAGAUGUUCCCGUCCCUGUGUACCCCACCGGCCACCAUUGACUGGUCUGAGGUCAGCAUUCACAGUGAUCCAAGUGUGGGGUCUAUGAGGAGAGCUGUGAACAAGCUGAGAGAAGCACUCAAUAGUGAAGAGAGCAGGCUGUCUGCAGCUGAGUUGGGAAGGAUUAAGACGUGUGCAGUGGAUGUGACUCUGGACCCUGACACAGCACAUCCGUACCUCAUUGUCUCUGAAGACGGGAAACAAGUGAGAAUUGGAGAUCUCCGGCAAAAUGUCACAGAUGGCCCUGAAAGGUUUAAUUCAGUUGUUAAUGUCCUGGCAAAGGAGGGCUUCUCCUCAGGGAGAUUCUACUAUGAGGUGCAGGUGAAAGGUAAGACUAGGUUGGAUUUAGGAGUGGCCAUAGAGUCCAUCAACAGGAAGAGUGGGGUCACCCUGAGCCCUGGCCAUGGAUACCUGGCUAUAUGUCUGAGGGAUGGGGAUAGGUAUGUAGCUGCUGAAAGCCCUGCUAUCCUCAUCGCUCUUAGCCAGAAGCCCCAGAAGAUAGGGGUUUAUGUUGAUUAUGAACAGGGCCAGGUCUCCUUCUAUGAUGUGGAUAACAGGUCUCAUAUCUACUCCUUCACUGAUUAUUCUUUCAAUAAGAAACUCUAUCCCUUUUUUAGUACUGGCACCGACGACGACGGUGAAAACUCAGCCCCAUUAGUCAUUACCCCAGUCAAUCAACAACUGAGUAUUAAUUUCUUCACUUUUGAAAAAGCCUGAAAAUUGAUAAAAUACAACUUACAAUGUGUAUAUACACUGAGUAUACAAAAUAUUAGCAACACCUUCCUAAUAUUGAGUUGCACCCAACACUUUUGCCCUCAGAACAGCCUAAAUUCAUCAGGGCAUAGACUCUACAAAGUGUCGAAAGCGUUCAACAGGGAUGAUGGCCCAUGACUCCAAUGAUUCCCACAGUUGUGUCAAGUUGGCUGGAUGUCAUUUGGGUAGUGGACCAUUCUUGAGUGUGAAAAACUCAGCAGCGCUGCAGUUCUUGACACACUCGCGCCUGGCACUUACCACCAUACUCUGUUCAAAGGCACUUCAAUCUUUUGUCUUGCCCAUUCACCCUCUGAAUGGCACCACAUACACAAUCCAUGUCUCCAUUGUCUCAAGGCUUAAAAUUUUUUCUUUAACCUGUCUCCUCCCCUUCAUCUACACUGAUUGAAGUGAUGUCAAUAAGGUAUCAUAGCUUUCACCUGGUCAGUCUAUGUCAUGGAAAGAGCAGGUGUUCCUAAUGUUUUGUACAAUCAGUGUAUUGAGGCUGUCAGAGUUAGUUUACAUUUUGUUAUUAAUUGCAUUGUCUGAAUGCGUUCAAAAUAAAUUGAAAACAUCAAAAAUACAUAUCAUAUACACCUAAAAAACAAGGCUAAAGAAAGUGUGCUUUGUCAAUUUACCUGAUUUUGUUAACUGUUACUUUGGACAAAAUCAAGACUUCAAUAUUCUUGUAAUGCUUUUUGUAUAAAAUCAUCUUAAAUUACUGCUCAAUUUGAGCUAAUUCUGAAUAUGCAAAUAAUUGUGAUUUAUCACAGCAAGUCCUGCGAUUAAUUAUACUUAAAAAUGGUAUUGUUUCACGGCCCUAGUAUCUGUAGAAUAUCAUUAUAUAUCAAUGUUUAGGGAAGCACAUUGGGAAAGCACUGUGUUACAUCAAAUCAGAUCAUACAAUUGUUUUCCAUUUACUUUUUUGUUGCAAGUUGUUUCAAAUGUCAUAUUUCAAAAUGUCUCUCCAGUUUUCCCCUUCUUGAAGAAAUUAAAGGUUAUAAAUUACAUUAACUGAAGGUCUAAUUAAAUGAAUCCAUUCAGCCAACAAUACGUCUCAAGGUCCUUGUGGUUUUCCAUUCAGAACAUUCUGAAUGACACAACGCCUUCCACCCUGACAACUCUUAUGUCAAGGUGCAUGUGGUUCCUCCAUCCAGAAGCAUCUGAAUGACAACACUUUUCACCCUUAGAAUUCUACAGUAUACUCUUUGUCCCAAGUGUUCCGUUGAUACCAUAGGGUGAUACCAUAGGGUGAGAUAGAAUCAAAGCUCUAGGAGAACCACUCCCACACACACGCUCUCUAAUCUGCAUUAGCCGAUUAAUUGCAUGGUAGAAAGAGAGGGAGAGAGAUAUAGGAAGAGAGGGUAGAGAAAGGGGGAGAAAGAGAGAGAGAGAGAGAGAGACACUGUUAAUCCCAGGGAGGCUGAUUGGUUUUCCAGCAGACACCCUGAGAAAGACUGCUAAUUGCUGUGUUACAGAGCAGGAGGUGAGUAUGAGACAGAGGCAACUUAUGGCUGUUUCACAAAGCAGGAGUUAUGUAAGGGGCCGAGAGAGUCUACAGUCUCCGUGGCUUGCUUGCCAGGUCUAUAGCCAGGAACAUGGAGUACUGGGCUGCUAAUAAGAGAUGCCAGGCUUAUAGCCAGGAAGAUGGAGUACUGAGCUGGGAACAAGACCCACAGGCUCUAGUCUCUAUACUCCAGUCUUUAGUGCACUGGGUGAUUGGGAACAAUCCAGUAUUCUCCAUACACAAAGUUAAUCAUUACAGGAGAGAUUUUGGUGUGAAUGUGUGCUCUUGGUGUGAAUGUGUGCUGGUAGGCCUUGGAAUUUGGGUCUACGGAAGGUCCACUCACAGGGGUGAUGUCAUCAGCAUUAGCGGCUCAUUUUGUUACGUUACAGUUUUUCUCAUCAAUCUACACACAAUACACCAUAAUGACAAAGUCAAAACAGGUUUUAGACAUUUUUACAAAUGUAUUAAAAAUAAAAAACGGAAAAAAGUAUUCAGACCAUUUACUCAGUACUUUGUUGAAGCACCUUUGGCAGCGAUUACAACCUCAAGUCUUCUUGGCACACCUGUAUUUGGGGAGCUUCUCCUCUUCUCUGCUGAUUCUCUCAAGCUCUGUCAGGUUGGAUGGGGAGUUGUCGCUGCACAGUUAUUUUCAGGUCUCUCCAGAGAUGUUCGAUCGGGUUCAAGUCAGGGCUAUGGCUGGGCCACUCAUGGACAUUUAGAGACUUGUCGUUGUCCUGUUGAAGUGCACCAGUUCCUCCUGCAGCAAAGCACCCACACAACAUGAUGCUGCCAACCCCAUGCGUCAUGGUUGGGAUGGUGUUCUUCGGCUUGCAAGCCUCCCCCUUUUUCCUCCAAACAUAACUAUGGUCAUUAUGGCCAAACAGUUAUAUUUAUAUAUUUGUUUCAUCAGAUCAGAGGACAUUUCUCAGCAAGGAAGAAGCCACUCUGUGCCAUCAGAGUCCCUGGGUUCGCGCCCAGGCUCUGUCGUAACCGGCCGCGACCGGGAGGUCCGUGGGGCAACGCACAAUUGGCCUAGCGUCGUCCGGGUUAGGGAGGGCUUGGUCGGUAAGGAUGUCCUUGUCUCAUCGCGCACCAGCGACUCCUGUGGCGGGCCGGGCGCAGAGCGCGCUAACCAAGGUUGCCAGGUGCACGGUGUACCCGCCGACACAUUGGCUGGCUUCCGGGUUGGAUGCGCGCUGUGUUAAGAAGCAGUACGGCUGGUUGGGUUGUGUAUCGGAGGACGCAUGACUUUCAACCUUCGUCUCUCCCGAACCCGUACGGGAGUUGUAGCGAUGAGACAAGAUAGUAGCUACUACAACAAUUGGAUACCAUGAAAUUGGGGAGAAAAAGGGGUAAAAUUCAACAACAAAAAAUAAAAAGGAAGAAGCCACUGCUCCGAAACCACCAUAAUAAAGCCAGACUAAGGUUUGCAACUGCACAUGAUGACAAAGAUCGUACUUUUUAGAGAAAAAAUAGAACUGUUUGGACAUAAUGACUAUCGUUAUGUUUGAAGGAAAAAGGGGGAGGCUUGCAAGCUGAAGACGACCAUCCCAACCAUGAAGCACAGGGGGGCAGCAUCAUGUUGUGGGGGUGCUUUGCUGCAGGAGGGACUGGUGCACUUCACAAAAUAAAUGGCAUCACGAGGUAGGAAAAUUAUUUGGAUAUAUUGAAGCAACAUCUCAAGACAUCAGUCAGGAAGUUAAAGCUUGGUCGCAAAUGGGUCUUCCAAAUGGACAUUGACCCCAAGCAUACUUCCAAAGUUAUGGCAAAAUGUCUUAAGGACAACAAAGUCAAAGUAAUUGGAGUGCCCAUUAUAAAGCCCUGACCUCAAUCUUAUAGAACAUUUGUGGACAGAACUGAAAAAGUGUGCGCGAUCAAGGAGGCCUACAAACCUGACUCAGUUACACCAGCUCUGUCAGGAGGAAUGGGCCAAAAUCCACCCAACUUAUUGUGGAAAGCUUGUGGAAGGCUACCCGAAACGUUUGUCCCAAGUUAUACAAUUUAAAGGCAAUGCUACCAAAUACUAAUUGAGUGUAUGUAAACUGGGAAUGUGAUAAAAUAAAUAAAAGCUGAAAUAAAUUACUCUCUAAUAUUAUUUUGACAUUUCACAUUCUUAAAAUAAAGUGGUGAUCCUAACUGACCUACGACAGGGCAUUUUUACUAGUAUUGAAUGUCAGAAAUUGUGAAAAACUGAGUUUAAAUGUAUUUGGCUAAGGUGUAUGUAAACUUCCGACUUCAACUGUAUAUGUCAUUGCUCUAUAAUCACAGGAGAACUCCUC